UGACGUCACUUCCAGCUAAAUAAAUCUCUUCGUUGCAUCGGCUGACAUUUUCCACGUGGGACAACAGACCGUAGGACUAAAAAAUGGAAAAGCCCGUCGUUCUUGCAAGAGUGAUGAAAAUUUUGGGCCGCACUGGUUCCCAGGGCCAGUGUACGCAGGUCAAGGUGGAGUUCAUCGGUGAGCAGAACCGACAGAUCAUCCGCAACGUCAAAGGACCCGUGCGGGAAGGCGACAUUCUCACCCUCCUCGAGUCCGAGAGAGAAGCCAGAAGAUUAAGAUAAGGGCCCUUUUUCUACACGAAGGACGCGUAAACAUGGCCAGAAUGAACAUCCAACGGCGCGCGUCACGGAACUUUCCAAACACAAUCUUCUGUCUUAUUGCUAAUAUGUUUAAUAAACAUUAAAAAAUGAAAAGCCCAA
Molecule: messenger RNA, 419 nt
Organism: Neocloeon triangulifer
Lineage: Eukaryota; Metazoa; Arthropoda; Insecta; Ephemeroptera; Baetidae
Gene: RpS28b
Product: small ribosomal subunit protein eS28
Exons: 2
Coding region: 84-281 (65 amino acids)
Biological process (GO): maturation of SSU-rRNA; ribosomal small subunit assembly; translation
Cellular component (GO): ribosome; cytosolic small ribosomal subunit
Molecular function (GO): structural constituent of ribosome
Source: RefSeq, a predicted model, not a curated record